AAGGGCAAAGCCACCACCAGUCCACCACUGAACUUCCCUCCCUCACACGCAAAGUAGAGUCAGAGAGAGCUUCAACGCCUCUCUCCUCGCCGUACAAGUCUGCCAAGGAGAAGCUCUUAUUUUUACAAAAUUUUGAUAUCUGUGAAAUCUCUCCCGAAGUGAUCGCGUCAGAGAGAUCGGAAGUGGGGUUUUCCUCGGUUCUCUGGAGAAUCAAUCGCCGAUUUGUUCUUGAUUGGCCCCCCAAAAAAAAAGAAAGAAUAUCGGAGAAUCUGAUUCUCCAACACUUGAAAUCAAACUUGUUGGGUUUCUUCUCUAAUUCGUUAGCCGUAAGAUGUUCUGCGAUUGCUUCUAUUGGAACCAAGGAAUAUCCGAGUUGGAAUCGGAAUCGUCCGAGUCAAAGCCCUUCUUGCUUCCGUCUCCUCUUCCUCGAUGGCCACAAGGCACAGGUUUUGCUACCGGAAGGAUAAAUCUCGGAGAAAUCGAAGUGGUGAAAGUCACCGAGUUCGAUAGAGUUUGGAAAUGCGGCACGUCGUCGUCGCGUGGCAAAUCGAAAUGUGCCUCUUUCUACAAACCUGUGGGGAUACCAGAAGGUUUCCAUUGCCUUGGUCAUUACUGUCAGCCAAAUAAUCAGCCAUUGAGAGGCUUUGUUCUUGCAGCUCGAGCUAACGAUCCCGAUCAUGAUCAUCAUCGCCAUCCGCUGAAAAAACCCUUGAAGUAUACUUUAGUUUGGAGCUCAGAUUCAGAUUGCUACUUCUGGUUGCCUGAUCCUCCACCUGGUUACAGAGCCGUGGGAGUGAUUGUCACAGACGAAGCAGAGGAGCCUGAGGUUGAAGAAGUGAGAUGUGUAAGAGAGGAUCUCACAGAGAGUUGUGAAACCAGGGAGAUGAUUCUUGGCCUUGGAUCUUUUAACGUUUGGAGCACUGAACCGUGCGAGAGAGGGAUUUGGUCUCGAGGCGUGGUGGUUGGCUCAUUCUUUUGCUCCACCAAUGCUAACAGAGCAGCCAUGAGCAUUGCUUGCUUGAAAAAUCUUGAUCCGAGCCUGCAUGGGAUGCCGAAUCUUGACCAGGUCCAUGCGCUUAUUCAGCAUUAUGGACCGACGGUUUACUUCCACCCGGAAGAGACUUACAUGCCUUCCUCCGUGCCAUGGUUCUUCAAAAACGGAGCUUUGUUGUACCGGUUUGGGAAAUCUCAAGGCGAACCGGUUAACUCGGCUGGCUCGAACUUGCCUGCGGGUGGAGAAAACGAUGGGAACUUCUGGAUUGAUCUCCCUCAAGACGACGAGGAAGCUAGAAGUAACCUGAAGAAGGGAAACCUAGAAAGCUCAGAGCUUUACGUCCACGUGAAGCCUGCGCUUGGAGGGAUCUUCACUGACGUUGUGAUGUGGAUUUUCUGUCCCUUUAAUGGCCCUGCAACGCUCAAAAUCGGGCUCCUCACAGUACCCAUGAACCGCAUUGGAGAGCAUGUUGGUGACUGGGAACAUUUCACCUUCCGGAUAAGCAAUUUUGACGGCGAGCUUACACAGAUGUUCUUCUCACAGCACAGUGGUGGAGGAUGGGUUGAUGCGUCGGAUCUUGAGUUUGUCAAAGGAAGCAACAAACCGGUUGUGUACUCGUCUAAACACGGGCAUGCGAGUUUUCCUCACCCUGGAUUGUAUCUUCAAGGCUCGUCGAAGCUAGGGAUUGGAGUGAGAAACGAUGUUGGGAAAAGCAAGUUUGCGGUGGAUUCUAGUCAAAGGUAUAGAGUUGUAGCGGCUGAGUAUUUAGGGGAAGGAGCGGUUUCAGAGCCGUGCUGGCUUCAAUACAUGAGAGAGUGGGGACCAACUAUAGUCUACGAUUCUGCAGCUGAGAUUGAUAAGAUCAUUAAUCUUCUUCCUUUAAUUGUGAGGUACUCUUUUGAGAAUCUGUUUCCUAUUGCGCUUUACGGAGAGGAAGGUCCUACGGGGCCAAAGGAGAAGGAUAAUUGGGAGGGAGAUGAAAUGUGUGUGAAAGCUUCUCGCUGAGCUAUAAAUGAAGAAGUAUUUUUCGUACAUGUUAAACACAGCUCCUCUGUUUCAUUGAUGAUAAGUGUCUGUGUAAUAUAGUGUGUAGAUAUGAUGUAAAGUCUUGUUUGGAAUUGCUGAUUCCUCAGUGAUCAAAGUUGUCAUGUUCAACCAUUUUUUUCUAUAAAUUCUUUAAUGCAUAAAGAGUUCUAACU
Messenger RNA from Eutrema salsugineum, 2193 nucleotides. RefSeq lists its product as uncharacterized. The transcript is spliced from 2 exons. The record is from RefSeq and is a predicted model, not a curated record. Lineage: Eukaryota; Viridiplantae; Streptophyta; Magnoliopsida; Brassicales; Brassicaceae. Bases 332 to 1999 code for a protein of 555 amino acids.